This is a messenger RNA of Ricinus communis (castor bean), 1884 nucleotides long. Its product is annotated as histone-lysine N-methyltransferase ATXR2. Gene Ontology annotation, molecular function: protein binding; methyltransferase activity. Lineage: Eukaryota; Viridiplantae; Streptophyta; Magnoliopsida; Malpighiales; Euphorbiaceae. Bases 108 to 1580 code for a protein of 490 amino acids. The record is from RefSeq and is a predicted model, not a curated record. The transcript has 15 exons.
ACAAAGUUUGAGCAGACUUCUUGUUCACUUGUUUGCCACAACAAUCUAAACCCUAAAUUCAAAUAACUACACCCUAAAUCCUACAUCCAGAAAAUAUAGGAAUUGCAAUGGAAAGUAAAUGCCCAAUCGAUAAAAAGUGGGCUUCUGAAAUCUCUUCUCUCCUCCAACCUCCUACUCCUGUCGAAGUCCAGGAGUAUUUUGAAGGGCUUAUAUCAAGCAGGCAAUAUACUGGCAUCAAAGUUAAUCAGAAUAGUCAAUUUGGAAAAGGCGUCCACGCUGGUUUGGAUUUCAAAGAAGGGGAACUCGUAUUGAAGGAUCAAAUGCUUGUGGGAAUUCAACAUCUUUCAAACAAGAUUGACUGUCUGGUAUGCAGCUUUUGUUUCAGAUUUAUUGGUUCAAUAGAACUUCAGAUUGGGAGGAAGCUCUAUUUGCAAAACCUGGGUGUGUCAGGGUGUGAUGAUAAAGGAAUUCUUACACAUAUUUCGAAUGAGAUUAAUUCAUCUAAUGAAGAAAAUGAUUAUUACAUGAAAGAUGGUAAUGAUUUGAAGAAAUGCACUUCCAGCAGUUCCACAGAAAAAGUCACUUUGCCUAAAGGGGUUGUGGAAUCAUUAAUGAGUGGUGAAUUGCCACUGCCUCACUCCAAGAAAUUUCCCUUACCUUCCCCCAUUUCUUGUUCUGGGGGAUGUGGAGAAGCUUACUACUGUAGCAAAUUAUGUGCAGAAGCAGAUUGGGAAUCUUCUCAUUCAUUACUCUGCACUGGAGAGAGAUCAGAAUCAUUAUCUAGAGAUGCACUUCUCAAAUUCAUUCAGCAUGCUGAUGAGACAAAUGAUAUUUUCCUCCUUGCAGCCAAGACAAUUGCUUUUACCAUUUUAAGAUAUAGAAAGCUAAAAGCUACUUAUCGGGAAGGACAAAACAAGUACACUGAUUCUGCUGAUUUGGACCGCUCUAGACUCUCUUUACUUUUGGAGGCAUGGAAGCCAAUAUCAAUUGGAUACAAGAGAAGGUGGUGGGAAUGUGUUUCAUUGCCAGAUGAUAUUGAUUGCUCUGAUGAAACUGCCUUUAGGAUGGAAAUAAGAGAUCUUGCGUUCACGUCACUGCAGCUCCUUAAGGCGGCCAUCUUUGAUCAGGAAUGUGAGCCAUUAUUCUCCCUCGAAAUCUAUGGGAAUAUGAUUGGAAUGUUUGAACUGAAUAAUCUUGAUUUGGUUGUAGCCUCUCCAGUAGAGGAUUACUUUUUGUACAUUGAUGAUCUUCCAUAUCUUGAAAAGAGAAAAGCUGAAGAAAUUACACAGCCCAUUCUGGAUGCUCUUGGUGAUGGCUAUUCAGUCUGCUGUCAGGGUACUGCAUUCUAUCCUUUGCAGAGUUGUAUGAACCAUUCUUGCUGCCCAAAUGCAAGAGCUUUCAAAAGAGAGGAAGACAGGGAUGGCCAAGCAACAAUCAUUGCCCUCAAACCCAUUUGUAAGGGAGAAGAGGUUACGAUAUCAUAUAUAGAAGAAGAGCUUCCAUUUGAAGAGAGACAGACAUUACUAGCAGAUUAUGGUUUCCGAUGCAGGUGUCCCAGGUGCUUAGAAGAAGAGACCUGAACUUUUUCCAACUAGAGCUUAUGAAGAAGCCAUUAAAUGGUAUAGACUGAUUUGAAGCAUAAAGGGAAACUGGUGUGUAAUAUGCGAUGUGUGAUUAUAAAAAAUUUUGUAUUGGAGAAGGUGAAAAAAGAGGAAGAAGUGACGGGAAGAAGACUGAUUAGUCUAGUGCAACAAACAGUUUUACUUUUCAUAUUUUAAUUGUUACUAAACAGUUAGUUUGGAAUUUUGGACAUCGGUUUUGCAAUUAGAGCUUUUUUGUUUACAAAUGAAAUUGAUUAAUGCUACCUGUGGAUAAAAUUUUUAA